AGCGCGCAGCCCCUGUGCCCUGGUUUCUGGGCGCGGCUGGCUGGAUUUAGCGCCUGGUUCCCGGCCUGCUGCACCGGCAGCGGCCUACAGCGGGCUGAGGAAAGCGGGGGUUUCUCGGGGGGCCCCGCGGCCCGGUUACCGUAACGAGGGCGCAGCGCCGGGACUGGGACCGCGGCGACUCUCUCCCGCCCUUCGAGCGCGGGCUGCGGCGCUUGGGUGGCUCUGCCCUGGGGGAAGGCGUUCGAGCGCAGCAGCAGGGCCGACGGCCGGGGAAGGCUGAGGGCCUAGGCCAUAGCAACGCCCGCCGCACCUGCUACCCGCGCUGACCUCCCCAUGAUGGCGCCGGAGAACUACCCGAACGCGUUCGCGCUUCACGGCACUGUCGCAAUCAUUCAGGCAGUCUGAGCUCAGCUGCGCUUUACGGCAAGAUGGCGGGGCCGGGCUGUGGGUGGUUUAUGGGCCCGCUCGGUGCUUCGUAAUCUGCUUCCCCUGUCCCGGCGCAGGGGCGCCAUGGACCGUAGGAAGAAGCCGCUGGAGGUCACAGUCGCCUCGUUGGUAGAUUUAAAGGCUGAACUCUUCCGAAAGCAAGAAGAAUUCAAGAAGGAAAAACUUCUGAAAGAUGCUGGAGUCUCUGUAAAACCCCAAACAACAAACAAGAAACCAAGUAUUUGGAAUAAGCAGAACACAGGGGUUUCAAGUCGAGCUGAGAAAGAUGUUGAGCAGAAGAUAGAAGAAGAUCAAACGUUAGAGAAAGCGAGGCAGAAGCUGGAAGAGAAAGCAAAGCUGUAUGAGAAGAUGACAAAAGGAGACUUUCCAGAUGAAGAAACUGAGGAUUUGUACCUUGUGGAUUUCACUCAGAAGAUCAUAGACAAACGGAGAGAAAUAAAAGAUCUGUGCGAGAGUGAAGCUGCUAGAAAGGCAUCAGAACAGGAGGAAAAUGAAGAGAAGACACUACCUGAAAUAGAAAUACCACCCCCAAAGGACCCCAGUGAAGAAUGGGUUGAUUAUGUGGAUUCCUUGGGCCGAUCUAGACGCUGUAUGAAGAAGGAUUUGCCAAAUCUGCUUAAAAUGGAUAAAGAACUUCAGGGGAAAAGACAAGGCAUUGAGGAGAAGACUCUAUUGUCUGAAGAUAUGAGACGAGAACUUCAGCGGCAGCAAUGGGAAAGAGAGGAAGAAGAGGCCCUAAAGAAACCUGUGGGACCCAUACAUUAUGAGGACAUUAGAGAAAACGAGGCCAGACAACUAGGCGUUGGCUACUUUGCCUUUGCUCGUGAUAGAGAACAGAGAAAUAAGCAAAUGGAGACUUUGGAAAUGCUGAGAGAGCAGACCACAGACCAAAGGACUAAACGUGAACAUUUAAAGGAAAAACGAAAGGCAGUUCUGAAAACAAGGCUUUCUAAACUUAAAGCAAGAAAAAUAAAGAGACUAAGAGAAGAUGGACUAGAGGAAGAGGCAAACAAACUGGAAAAUGAAGAAGAGGAAGCAAUUAUUGGACCACUACCAGCUGAACCAGAAGCCCCUGUGGCUCCAAGAGUUGCAGAAAGUAGAAAAGUGGAGGUCAUCAUUCAGGAGAGAAAAGAUACAAAGGCUGGUGUGCCCUAUGUUCGAGAGUGGGAUAAAGGGAAAGAGUUUACUUUUGGACAAUGGUCAAAGAAAUGUGCAGAUGAACGAGAUCCAGAAUUUGCACCACCUUCCAAUUACUUUGUUUGUCAAAAGAAAGCCAAUAACUACCAAAGCCGGAGUUGGAACAAGCUUGGAUCCUCUCCUGAGAAACUGGGACAGGAGUCAACACAGAACAAGCAGUUUCCAUCGAUGCAGAAUUACCGCAACAGCUCAGAGGAUCAACAACCAGUUUACCAAAGUCUAGAUGACAUGUUGUCUUACUACAAACAAAUGACUUGAGCUUAUCAAAAGCAUAAGCAAGAAUCUUAACUUAAAUAAAUGAAAUAGAAUUAUGUUCUUAGCAUUCACCUAUUGUUUUCCCCAGAUUUGGGGGAAAUAAGGUUCCUGUAAGUAGAUAUGUUAUUAAUUAAAGAAAUCUGUCAUGUGAAGUAAGGCUGUCUGAAAUGUAUCACGCAACAGCCACACAUUUGCUACAUCAGUCCUGUAUUGUAUUAAAAGGAUAAGUUUUGAUGGUGGUAUUUCAUUGUGGAAUUUGACACUUAUUCUUUACUCUAUAACCCUAUUCUUUGUCAUUGUCCUGCAUUUUGCCCCUAUUUUGAAAUUUACAAAUAGAGAUGUUAUUUUAACUAGA
Dermochelys coriacea (leatherback sea turtle) is the source of this 2254-nucleotide messenger RNA. RefSeq names its product coiled-coil domain containing 174 (gene CCDC174). The record is from RefSeq and is a predicted model, not a curated record. The transcript has 11 exons. Gene Ontology annotation, cellular component: nucleus. Bases 511 to 1902 code for a protein of 463 amino acids. Lineage: Eukaryota; Metazoa; Chordata; Testudines; Dermochelyidae.